Oppiella nova is the source of this 1758-nucleotide messenger RNA. NCBI's taxonomy places the organism in Eukaryota, Metazoa, Arthropoda, Arachnida, Sarcoptiformes, Oppiidae. The record is from the annotation of a GenBank genome assembly.
CAGGAGGGCCAGGAGGUGGUCACUAAUGGCAGCUCUGCGGCCAUUACUGAGGAGGAGAAAUUGGUCAAGUCGUUGGAGAAGGAUAUGGAUCUGAACGCCGAGUCGCGCGCCUGUACUGGAGUGCUGUCCAUCCAUCCGCGCUCUCGAGACAUAAAAAUAGACAACUUUUCCAUCACUUUCCACGGCGUGGAGCUGUUCCAGGACACGAAAGUAGAGCUGAACUGCGGCCGAAGGUAUGGUCUGAUCGGACUGAACGGGUGCGGAAAGUCGACUCUUUUGGCGGCAUUGGGCCGAAGAGAGGUUCCCAUUCAGGAUCACAUCGAUAUCUAUCACUUGACUCGAGAGAUGCCGCCGUCCGAGAAGACGGCUCUGGAAUCGGUUCUCGACGUCGAUAAGGAAAGGAUUCGUUUGGAAGCGUUGGCCGAAGAGUUGGCUCAAUAUGACGACGAAGAAAGUCAGGACCAGUUGAUGGAUAUCUACGAACGUCUGGAUGAGAUCGGAGCCGACAAAGCGCUUAUGAAAGCCGCGUAUAUUCUCAAUGGUUUGGGUUUUACUAAAGAAAUGCAAAACAAAAAGACGAAAGACUUUUCCGGCGGAUGGAGAAUGAGGAUAGCGUUGGCCAGAGCUCUGUACGUCAAACCACAUCUCCUACUACUCGACGAACCGACCAAUCAUUUGGAUUUAGACGCCUGUGUGUGGCUGGAAGAGGAGCUCAAGUCCUAUAAACGCAUUUUGGUUCUCAUAUCCCAUUCCCAAGACUUUCUGAAUGGUGUCUGCAAUCAAAUCAUUCACAUCGACAAUAAGCAUAUGAAAUAUUAUGGCGGAAAUUAUGACGCUUUCGUUAAGACGAGGGAUGAGCUGCUGGAGAACCAAAUGAAACGAUACAAUUGGGAACAGUCGCAGAUCGCGCACAUGAAGGACUACAUCGCCCGCUUCGGUCACGGGUCGGCCAAACUGGCGCGUCAGGCGCAGAGCAAGGAGAAGACUUUGGGCAAAAUGGUUGCCGGAGGGCUCACUGACAAAGUGGUGUCCGAUAAGACAGUCUCCUUCUACUUCCCCUCUUGUGGUACAAUCCCUCCGCCAGUGAUUAUGGUUCAGAACGUGUCGUUCCGAUACAACGAUGAGACUCCACUUAUUUACAGGAAUUUAGACUUUGGUAUAGACUUGGACUCGAGAGUGGCUCUCGUGGGACCCAAUGGCGCGGGAAAGUCGACCCUUUUGAAGCUAUUAUGUAAUGAAUUGGUCCCAUCGGACGGUAUUGUGAGAAUUCACUCUCACCUGAAGAUUGCUCGCUAUCACCAGCACUUACACGAACAGCUGGACCUCAACCUGUCUGCACUCGAAUAUAUGAUGAAAUGCUUUCCUGACAUCAAGGAAAGGGAGGAAAUGCGCAAAAUUAUUGGCAGAUAUGGAUUGACGGGUCGGCAACAGAUAUGUCCGAUUAGACAACUAUCAGAUGGCCAGAGAUGUCGUGUAGUGUUUGCAUGGCUCGCGUGGCAAACGCCGCAUCUCCUACUACUGGACGAACCGACCAAUCAUUUAGAUAUUGAAACGAUUGAUGCAUUGGCCGAAGCUAUCAAUGAAUUUGAAGGCGGAUUGGUUUUAGUGAGCCAUGACUUCCGGCUGAUCAGUCAGGUGGCCGAAGAGAUAUGGGUUUGUGAGAAGGGAACGACUACUAAAUGGAACGGUACUAUUCAGACAUAUAAAGAGCAUCUGAGGAAAAAGGUUUUGAAGAAUAUAGAGAAACAAAAUCAAUAA